Molecule: messenger RNA, 6959 nt
Organism: Larimichthys crocea (large yellow croaker)
Lineage: Eukaryota; Metazoa; Chordata; Actinopteri; Sciaenidae
Product: WW domain-binding protein 1-like
Exons: 5
Coding region: 582-3155 (857 amino acids)
Source: RefSeq, a predicted model, not a curated record
GACGAAGCGGAAGUGAGUCGUCUGGGCCACGCGGGCUUGAUGGCGGCGGGCUGACGGAGUGAGGAGGCGGGGAACCGGAGGCCCCGGCGGUACCGAGCACCGACAGACAAACAACAACCACACCGACGACAACAGCAGCGAGGCGGGCCGCAGAGGACGGACGGAGCGGACCUCCCAUUGGCCGCCAUCCUGUCUCGCUCCAGCAGCCAGCUGAUAGCAGUCCUGUUAGCCCGGAGGACGCCGUGCGUUUUGGACCUGGCGCUCGUUAGCUUGAGUGCCGUGUGUAAGCGAUGAGCUCAACUUUAGCGGCUGCUUCUCCGUGACCUCACAGCUGCACAACAAACCAAAAACAAGCUCAUUCAUUUGUUCUGAAAAUGUAGCUUAGCUUGAAGCUAGCACAGCAGUUCAAUCCCAGUCAACGACACGCUUCAGGAAAAGAAAUUCUGUUAGAAAAUAAAUCACCUGAACAUGUAGCUGGACUCAGACCAGGGUUACGUGUCUGGCAGCUAACAGCCGGUUAGCUGCUAGCGUCUAGCAGGUAGCUGUGGCGCGGGGCUAGGUCGAGGGGUAGCAGGGGUGUGAUGGAGUACCACUCCGGUGGCAGCCUGCCCCUGCUGGGGAGACCACGGUACUGUCCCGGGGCCAACGCUAACGGAGGAUACCUGUGUGAGACGGGACACUGCUGCGGGGAGACCGGCUGCUGCACCUACUACUACGAGCUCUGGUGGUUCUGGCUGCUGUGGACCGUCCUCAUCCUGUUCAGCUGCUGCUGCGCGUACCGACACCGUCGAGCCAAACUGAGAGUCCAGCAGCAGCAGAGACAGAGAGAGAUCAGCCUCCUGGCCUACCAUGGUGCCAACUCCUACCCGUCCUCCAUGCUGGACCUCAGUUUCUUGGCGUCUCUGAAGCUGCCAUCCUAUGAGGAGGUGGCAGCUCAACCCUCCACCCCUCCUCCACCCUACAGCUCAGUGUUCACCACGCCACGCUACCCACAGCCGCCCCGUGCAGCUGAGCCCCACCUGCUCACGCAACACGGCCCGCUGCUGCACCGGCCACUCAGUGAUGGACCAUCCUCCCUCAGCUCCGACAACAGUUCCAGUUGUUCCUGUGACUCCUGCUGCCCCUCGUCUCCAUGUAGCUCCUCCCUAUCAGCACCCGUUACGUAUGAGACUGACACAAGCCAUGCCACGACGCCCAGCGAGGCCACACCCCUCACUCUUGAUGUCACCAUGGAGACCAUCGCUGCAGCAGCAUCCUUUUUGGAGGUAAAUGAGGCACAGUUUGUUUCUGAGAGGAUGCUCGCCACAGUGGACAUUGACACUGGUGAUGAAAUCUCUGCUGGAGCACAGGAACACAUCGCCACGGACUCAUCAGUUACCAACCAGGUUGUUUCUAUGGGGGUUGUUACUAGGGCAGUCUCCCCUCACUCUCUACCCUCUCCCAGUUCUGAGGUGGCGCUUCCUGUUGUAACUACAUCUCCCAUAAAGCAGCAGCUUGGCCUCAUACCCUGUACCCCAAUUGUCAGCACCUGUAGUUCAAGUACACUCCCUAGUCCAAGUGUUAUUGACACAACACUCCCCUUCAUCCAAAUAAAAAGCUUUGAGGGCCCAGUUGGUCUUGAAACUAUCCCUGCCCCAGAAAUAACCUCAAAGUCAGGCCCUUCUACCCUCACAACUAGUAAUCAUGGCAGCCCUGCAGCCACCCAAACCCUUGAUCUAACCAGAACUUUUGAUACAGCCAACGUCUCCAGGAGCCCAACCUCACUACCAUGCCCAGAUGUUGGAAGAACUUUGGCCCUGAUAACAGGCUCUGCUGAUCUCCCAACCCCAGACCCAAAUCCUAGCCUUGUGCCAAUCACUGCAGUACCUUUGAACUCUACCCAAGCUUUGAUCCCAGUACCUUCAAACCCUACCCAAACUUUGAUCCCAGUACCUUCAAACCCUACCCAAGUUCCCAUCCCAGUACCUUCAAACCCUACCCAAGAUUCAAUCCCUGUACCUUCAAACCCUACCCACGUUUCGAUCGAGGUGCCUACAAACCUUUCCCAACCUCUAGAUGCAGUACCUACUGACUUAACCCAAGAUCCAGACCAAGUAUCUUCAAACCUUACCCUAGCCACAGAUGCAGCACCCAUUUCACAUACAUUAGCCCAUUGCCAGAUUCCAGAAAAUUCACCUGCGUCAUGUCUAUCCCUGGGUUCUGCCAGCCCAAAGUCCAGCUUUCCCCAACACACAGGAGUUGUUGCUAGACUUGUAUCUUGUCUAGAUCCAGCUGCAGUACCAGCCGAUUCGGGUCCUUCUCUGGUUUUGUCUCAAUCGCCAAAGUCAAACCUUAUCAGUCCCUUACCAUCAAAUGUCCAUGUAGGUUUUAGUUCUGGAUCUGGAUCUUGGUCUAGUGUUGAUUCUGGAUCAGGUCCACCACUACCGGUGCUCACCUUCUCAACACGUGCAGCUUCCUCUUCCUCUAACUCCUGCCCAGCCAUAACCAUAGAGUCUGAAUCUUCUUUUGCUCUCUCUCAGUCUCCCCCUGCAGACCUCUCCCCAUCCAUUCCUUCUCCUCCUUUCCUCCAUUCCCUUCCAGCCCUGUCUCCUGUCUCUCUCCCAGCCCCGGCUUUACUCCUGGACCCCCUCACUGCUCUCCACCAGUCCAACAAAGGUGGAUCCUCCUCUGGCCAUGCUUCCUCCCUCUCCCCCUCCCCUCGUGCUACUCAGUCCCCCCCUAAACAAACUCUCUUCUCGCCCUGCGUGGAUGUUUUUGAACCAGGACCUCCCAGCUGGGAGGUUGGAGAGGAGGAGCAGGAGGAGCAUAACAAUGACGAUGACGAAGAUGACAUGGGAGCAGAUGAGAGCCAGUACAGACACCGGCGACUUACUGGUGACUCUGGGAUUGAGGUGUGCAGGUGUCGGGUGGAGGACGAGGAAGAGGAGGAGGAGGGAGAGGAGGAGGAGAAAAGGAAAGAGAUUGGCAGGAGAGGUGGUGGAGUGGAGAGGGAUAAAAAAGUAGGUGGAAACACUGAUCUUCAUGACAGUGUGGACUGCCCUGCCAGAGGUCAGAUAACCACAGGGGAAGGACUUAUACUUUGUAACCCCACCUCCACCACUACGCCAGCGUCUGAGGAUGGUGGCAAAGUCGUUAUCGUCAUGGAGACAAUGUAAUUGACAGGAGUGGGGGGAUCAAACUGUCCAUCGCCCAUACAAGGGAAUAACAGGAGCUUAAGGAUGGUGUCCACCCUUAAAACAGUUUUCUGAGAUUGUUGUGUGUCUGCUGAGGAUAGAUGACACGUCGAUAAAUGUCAUCAGGCCAGCAGAGAUGUCAGAUGUUUAAUAGUAAGAGAUUCACCAGGAAGCAUUAGCUCAUUGCAACGUGGUUUCUUAAACUGUGAGGUGUCAUUUUAGUUUACAACUUUUCUGCUUUGUCAGUUGUGGUGUUGUUGUUUUUGUUGCUUUGAGGAUCGGCAGAUUGAAUCCAGGUUCAAUAAAAUCGAACUGUUCCACUACAGAACUGUUAGAAAUGUAAGGACAUCUGCUCCCCUUUGUAAUCCCAAUGUAAGAUACUUAGCAAUCUAGAUAUUAAUAUGUAAUAAUGGAGAGUUUAUAAGAAUCAGUGGCUGUGGACAGCUUGUUGUAAUGUGUCUGUACAUUCAUACGGUAAUGUUCUCGGUCUGAACAGUCUAACAGUUAAGUGUCACACUCCCAGCUGUUAGCUCCUCCUUAUUGUGUAGAGAUCUUACGUUCCCCAUGAUAACAGACGGGACUCAUGGUUUGUACCGUCUUUAGAUCAGCUCUGCAUCCCCUUCUCUUCAGCAGGGAUCUCCAGUCUGUACACGAAGAGUAUGCUAGCGCUAACAGCUGUUCUCGAGUGUAAACAAGAGAGCCCUGCCUUUUUUCCAACAGGUCACCCGAUGUAUGGUGAAGUAUUACAGAAAAAGGGCACAUCACUGAUCUCCGUAGUUUAAGUCCACGUUAACACACAGACUGAGACUGGUACAAAAAAACACAGAAGUGUUCAGAUAUCUUUCACUUCACGUCCACUUAUGUUACGGAAGUGCUCACCUACAUCUGUGUUUACGGCAUUCCUUGGUCAGUUAUUGCCACCAGCGGUUGAUCAGUGAGAUUAAUUAGUGAAAUCAAAUGAAUGAAUCAGUCACCCACACAUCUGCAUACAUCUGGCAGCUGGGUGGUUAAGUACUUCUGGUACUACUGGUUAUUAUAAUCUUGCUAACUAGCCAGCAGCUUUAUUUAGCCGUGGAAUGGAUGUUAAUCAGUUGCCUAUUCAGUCUUUCGCGGCGCAUAUCUGUUCACCAAUAUGAAUGCAGUUAGAUAUCCACAAAGGAACUGUCAUUCACUGUGGUAGACAUGGAAUCUUUCCCUCCAUCCCACAUAAAACAUGGUCACCAUGGUGCAUUACGCCUCCCCGACAUUUUCUUUCUUACGUAUGUCCAUCAAAACAAGACAAGAACUUUAAAUAGUUGAAUGUUUAUCAGAAGACAGCUCGCUCGUCCUCAGUGAUGACGGAGAUUUGGAAAAGAGCCGGGAACAAAUUGGCUGUUUUGGAAAUGAAGAAAGACAAAUGUGGGAGGAUGAUUCACAGAGGGAAGACUGAUUCAUUCAUUAGUCUGUCAGGAGAGCAGAAUUAGGUGGUUAGUUUCUUUCAGAUUUGAUGUGGCAACUUGAUCCUGAUGGAAGAUUUCAGGGUGUCGAUGGAUCAUUUGGUUUUAUGUGUCUCUCGGCUGAGAGAAGCCUUUUGCAUAAACGAGAAUAAACAAUGGGCACUUUUAGGAAACAGAAACAAAGCACCAAACAGAACAGAGAUGAUGACAACACGUCAUCGUUCCCAUCUUUGUCUACAUCUGAAUUUGAGCUCAGAUACAACAAGAAGUCUUCGGCCUCCACACAGUCUAAACUCUGAAAUAGCUGAAAUAUAAAUUUUCAUCAUCCAGAUGUUUCAGGUCUUACAGUGACAGUAACCUGUUAUUGAUAUUUUGUGACAUAAAGACAGAAUAGAUUUCUUACUUAUUAAUGGUCGUUUAAUGCAUAACGGUGAAUCUGAAAUUAGUGAAGAGCAAUAUUUUUCAUCAGCAAAAGUCUGUGUGUAAAUACCUUCAACAAACCAUAGCCCACGCUGUCACAGGGACGCUGUCAGAUUGAAUGUAGAAGUUGGUUGGAGUGGAGAAACGAGUUCGUUUUUCACACCUGCUCCCACAAAGUGCACUUUUUCUUUUCUUUAGUUUUUUAACUGCGUUAGAAAGUUUCACAAAUGUUUCACACAGAUGCCAGGUGAAGCCUGACCUUUAGCCAAUGAGAGAAAGAGUUCCAGAACCAGAACUCUCGGACUGUUCAAGUGAAGACGGGAGCUUGAGGCCGUGAUGCAUUCAGGUUCCUCUGUAACUAGGACAAGCGCUGGUCAUCUGAUGGUCGUCUAAAUGGAAGAGACUGAUCCUUAAACCCUGUGUCCAUGCUGCAUUACAACACGGACUUCACGUACUUGGCUAACCAGUAGCUGACAGGUUCCCAUGAUGGACAACGCUCAUUAUGACAAAAGCAAUGUCCUGCCACGGAAAGGCAGCAACAGAGCGAACAGCUGGAUGGAAACCAACAUACAGCAGAUUGGAUGCAUACAUGGACGGAUAAAAUGUUUUUUAACCCUUUGUGGUACAUGAAUCUGGUUUGAGAGCUCGUAGAGGCUGAAGGACCUCCGGGUUGAUACCGAGCCGUUGAUGUUGUGGUUGAUGGUGUUUUUUGUUUACCUGAACUAAUAAGGUUAUAUAUCUCCAUGGUUACAGAGUGCCAUUUCUACUUGACAGCUGUUACUACUUAGCAUUAGAUAGAGCUGUCGUUGCUCUGUGUGAGUGGACUUUUGAUCGCAAUGACUGCAGAAAUCUGUAUCUCAGGCAGCUCUGAGAUCAGCCUCAUGAAGGGAAACCGCUCCAAACUUCCUCACAGUACCAGCAGAGUGUUGACAUUGAGGCGAGCAUCUUAGUGUUGGAAAUCAACUUUCAUGAAGACGAUUGUAUCAGACUCUGGUGCUGUGAGACUUUUAGGGAUAAAGUCCUAUUGACUGAUCUCCGCACACGAGGCUGAUGUCAGGGCUGGUCUAACGUUUGGAAACCCUCAUUCAAAGAAAAAUUCUUUAAUAGUAGUCCUCUCUAAAGACCUGAAGAGUUUCACACUGACUGGAUUCACAUUGACAGAUUUGGUAACAAAAAAUUGAGUCCGGUGUAUUUAUCUAAAAGUAUAACUGAGUUUAUUGACCUCUUCUAAACAUAAAGCUUAGGACAUCAAACCCAAACACACAUCAGCGACUAACUAAGCACACUAGACAACUGACUGAACCACUGGUCAGUUACCAAACAUGAACGCCAACCUGUAGCACACAAGUGACGGCAUCGGUUGCUGAUGUUGGUUAAAAAUAUUCAACUUCAGCUGACCCAACUUUGGGCCCAUCAGAUUCAAAGAAACAGACAAAAUGCAGAUUUAGUCAUCGAGGUCAGGAGCUGACGGAGGGCAUGUUAGAGAAAAAUCAUCGUAUGAACUUCACUUAUUAGACACAGUGCUUAAAGGACGUCUGUUUCCGGGAUGACCACCAGCUGCCAAUCCUGAAAUGUGAACCCAGUCAAAGUUUUAGACAACUCGGAAUCUCAUCUCCGUUAAACGUGACGGAUCAACUUUCACCUGCCCGAUGAGGAGCAGCUUCACCUGUGUUCCCUCCCCCGUCUGUCUAAAGAACGUUUCUGUCUCUUCUCUCCUGUCCUUCCUGUUUGCAUGAGGUUUGUGUCAGAGUUGAAGGAAGCAGAGAAAAGAUUAGUCUUUCAAGUCCCUUAAUAUUAUGAUGAUGAUAACAAUGCUAAUUAUUAGUAUGACUAAAUUAAUGGUGUGUGUGUGGAUGUAUGUGUGUGAUCUAACUAAACCAGCCUGUUCUAAAAGUGUGUGAAGAUAUACUGAAUAAAACUGUUAAAUCUA